This is a messenger RNA of Pleuronectes platessa (European plaice), 2175 nucleotides long. RefSeq names its product ALG2 alpha-1,3/1,6-mannosyltransferase (gene alg2). The transcript has 5 exons. The coding region runs from base 148 to 1365 and encodes 405 amino acids. The record is from RefSeq and is a predicted model, not a curated record. Gene Ontology annotation, molecular function: GDP-Man:Man(1)GlcNAc(2)-PP-Dol alpha-1,3-mannosyltransferase activity; alpha-1,3-mannosyltransferase activity. Lineage: Eukaryota; Metazoa; Chordata; Actinopteri; Pleuronectiformes; Pleuronectidae.
AGGAGCGCAGGUAGCCUGAGCUCAAGGGCUGAUUUGAUCCAACAUGGCGCCCGACUGACACAGUUUCAAGGCGGUAGUAGUGGCUGUUGCGAGCAGUUGAUAAGCGUCAUCACAGGUUUCCAAGCUUGGACAAGGUAGAAGCGAAGGAUGGUGCGGGUUGUGUUCCUCCAUCCAGACCUGGGUAUCGGUGGAGCAGAGCGACUGGUGGUGGAUGCCGCUGUCGCCCUGAAGUCUCGGGGAUGUAGCGUUCAGAUCUGGACGGCCCAUUAUGAUCCAACGCACUGCUUCUCUGAAACCCUGGACCCAGACCUGCCUGUGGUGUGUGUGGGUGACUGGCUUCCCACCAGUGUGUUUGGUUACCUACAUGCCCUAUGUGCCUACCUGAGGAUGAUCUAUGUAGCCCUCUACCUGGUCUUCCUCAGUGGGGUGGAGUAUGAUGUCAUCUUCUGUGAUCAGGUGUCGGUGUGCAUCCCGAUGUUGAGACUUUCCCGUCAAAGGAAGAAGGUUUUGUUUUACUGUCACUUCCCCGACCAGCUGCUGACCCAGAGGAGGUCAACUCUGAAGAAGCUCUACCGGGCUCCCAUUGACUGGCUGGAGGAACGCACCACGGGAAUGGCUGACAUGAUUCUGGUAAACAGCAAGUUCACUGCAGGCAUCUUCAGAGAGACCUUUCAUAGUCUGAGCAGAGUCCAGACAGACGUCCUCUAUCCCUCCCUCAACACACGUACCUUUGACCAGCCCUCCACUGAAGCACAGGGCCUGGGGGGGCUGUUCCCUGAGGCCACCUCCUGCCUGUUCCUCUCUCUGAACAGAUAUGAGAGAAAGAAGAAUCUGGGCCUGGCUCUGGAGGCUCUGGCCUUCCUGAUGAGCAGCCUCACUCCAUGCCAGAGAGCAGAGGUUCACCUGGUGGUCGCAGGGGGCUACGAUGACCGAGUUACUGAGAAUGUUCAACAUUACAAUGAACUGAAAGAACUGGCAGAGCAGCUCCACUUAAAGGACUGUGUCACUUUCCUGCGUUCCCCCUCUGAUUCACUGAAGGUGGCACUGCUCCAGGGCAGCGCCGCCGUGCUCUACACCCCGAGCAGAGAGCAUUUUGGGAUCGUUCCCGUCGAGGCCAUGUACUGCUGCUGCCCUGUUAUCGCCGUGAACUCUGGGGGUCCCCUGGAGAGUGUGGCAGACGGGGAGACGGGCUUCUUGUGCGAGCCCACGGCCAAAGCCUUCUCUGAGGCCAUGGAGAGGCUCGUCAGGGAGCCGCAGCUCCGCAGGGACAUGGGACAAGCUGGGAGGAGGAGGGUGCAAGAUAAGUUCUCUCUUCAGGCCUUCUCUGACCAGCUGCAUGGGUACAUUGUCAGUCUGAGCCAGUGAUAUGAAGGUCGGAGGAGACGCAUGAGAGAACCAGCGCAAUAGUGCACCUUGGACCACUGGAGUCGUCUGAGUUGAAACGGAUGUUUUCUAACAGAGAAUGUAUGUGUAUAUGUGCAGGGAGGUGAGGGGGUAUUAGAGGACAAUUAAUCAGCAUUCCCUUGGAGGGGUUGCUGCGAGGGAAAGAAGGAUGGAAUCUCUAUACUAAUUAAGAAAAGAGUAACGAGUUUACCAACCGUAUCUCUGGAAAAAUACCACCCCUGAAAGUGUGUUUACGUGUGUGUGUGUGUGUGUGUGAGCAUAACCGUGUAUGUGUAGCAGCGUGGCAACCAAGAGCCUAGCAAAUGAGUCUACCAAAAGGAUUGAUUGUUAGACUGAAAUGUUUUUGCACUGUGUAUGUUGUUUCUCGCUUUUCUACAGUAGCCUUUGUCUUUGUGGGUUUGGGGGACGAUGAUGAAGAAGAGGAAUGCAGUUACAGCUAUGUACCAUCAGGCAGCACACACUCCCAGAUCAAUAAACAGGAUGCUUUCCCCUACUUCCUGUCCACCCAGAGCUUAGUUCCCCUCUUGUAUUCACGAGAUGCUGGCCUGUCCAUGACUCCUGCUGCAGUGUGGAUGUUAUUAGAAAAUGACAGAGUGUGUCUGGCUUUAUUAGAGGUCUGGCUGAUGGGCGGUGUGCCUGUGUCUGGGUCAUUAUCAACAAGGAGAAUAGCAGAAGGUCAUUGUGUCUGCGCGCUGGCCUCCUCAGCCCCCCUACUGUAUAGAAAUGCUCUUAUUGACAUUCCUGAAGUCUUAAUAAACAAGAGGACAAAUA